This is a messenger RNA of Talpa occidentalis (Iberian mole), 830 nucleotides long. RefSeq names its product intraflagellar transport 27 (gene IFT27). Gene Ontology annotation, molecular function: GTPase activity; GTP binding. The coding region runs from base 99 to 659 and encodes 186 amino acids. Gene Ontology annotation, cellular component: Golgi apparatus. Lineage: Eukaryota; Metazoa; Chordata; Mammalia; Eulipotyphla; Talpidae. The record is from RefSeq and is a predicted model, not a curated record. The transcript is spliced from 7 exons.
GUGUCAGGCCCCCACCCCCCCACCCCGCCCCCGGCAGGCCACGCACGACUCGGGCCGCGGCGCUUCCCCUCUCUGGGCCGUGGAAGUGGUUGGUUACCAUGGUGAAGCUGGCAGCCAAAUGCAUCCUGGCAGGCGACCCCGCUGUGGGCAAGACCGCCCUUGCGCAGAGCUUCCGCACCGACGGAGCCCACUUCCAGAAGAACUACACCCUGACAACAGGCGUGGAUUUGGUGGUAAAGACAGUUCCAGUCCCUGACACGGGGGACAGUGUGGAGCUCUUCAUUUUCGACUCUGCUGGCAAGGAGCUGUUUUCUGAAAUGCUGGAUAAACUGUGGGAGAGCCCGGACGUCUUGUGCCUCGUCUACGACGUGACCAGCGAGCAGUCCUUCCACAGUUGCAGCAAGUGGCUGCAGAAGGCUCAGUCCCAGGCCCCCGGCACCGCCCUCCCAGGUGUGUUAGUGGGAAAUAAGACAGACCUGGUUGGCAGACGUGCGGUGGAGUCAACACAGGCCCGGGAGUGGGCCCUGGGCCAAGGCCUGGAAUGUUUCGAAACAUCCGUGAAGGAGAUGGAAAACUAUGAAGCCCCCUUCCACUGCCUGGCCAAGCAGUUCCACCACCUGUACCGGGAGAAGGUGGAGACCUUCCAGGCGCUGGUGUGAGGGCGGGCGGCCUGCUGGCGGCAGCCAGGCGGAGCUGCAGGAAGCUGCAGUGCCUCCGUCUCCCCAGAAGGCGAGAGAAGAUGAAAGUGCCUUGGGGCCUCCGGUGUAUCCUGACAGCUUCAAAUAAAAUAGGAGACAAUGCAGAAGCAACAGCCCCUUCAUUCCUGGCCA